This is a messenger RNA of Zootermopsis nevadensis, 2377 nucleotides long. RefSeq names its product basic leucine zipper and W2 domain-containing protein kra (gene kra). Gene Ontology annotation, cellular component: cytoplasm; membrane. Gene Ontology annotation, molecular function: protein binding. NCBI's taxonomy places the organism in Eukaryota, Metazoa, Arthropoda, Insecta, Blattodea, Termopsidae. The record is from RefSeq and is a predicted model, not a curated record.
GUCUCUCAAUUUACCUCAACAUCGAAGUUCCGGAUCUUCCGUCACACGUUGCUCAAUAUUCUCUGAACAUCAAACGCCUCAUAAGGUGUUCUGUGCUGCAAGUUUAACAGGUUUUCAUCCAGUUAUUGUAUGAGUCAGAAAACAGAAAAGCCAGUACUGUCAGGUCAGCGCAUCAAGACCAGAAAAAGAGAUGAAAAAGAGAAGUAUGACCCUGCAGGGUUUAGAGACGCUGUGCUGCAGGGUCUUAACAAGGCUGGAACUGACUUAGACGCUGUUUCAAAAUUUCUGGACACAGCUGGCUCAAAACUGGAUUACCGGCGCUAUGGUGAAGCACUUUUUGACAUCCUUAUAGCAGGUGGUUUACUUGUUCCAGGUGGUUCAAUAGCUCAGGAUGGGGACAAACCAUGCAAAACCAAUGCCUGUGUGUUUGAGGCACCUGAAGAUAUGGACUCGAUGCACAAUUAUGAACAGGUGUUCAUCAAACUUAUGCGCCGAUACAAAUACCUUGAGAAGAUGUUUGAGGAUGAGAUGAAGAAAAUCCUGAUCUUCAUUAAAGGUUUCACUGAGUUAGAACGUAUUAAGUUGGCUCGUAUGACAUCACUGUGGAUCUCCAAUGGCUCGGUGCCACCAACUGUGCUGCUUGUACUUAUUAAUGAACACCUUGUGAAAGACAGCUUGGCUUUGGAGUUCUUGAUGGAAGUGUUUGUCACUUGGAAGCAGGAGAAAGGCCUCGCAAGCCUCAUGACUGCUCUAAAAAGGGGUGGCAUUGAGAGCAGACUGAUGGAGUUUGUUCCUCUAAACAAACGGACUGAGGAACAUUUCCGGGCUGCAUUUGAGGAAAAGGGAUUGGCUGAUAUUGUUAAACUGCACAAGGCACAGGCAAACCAAGAGGCAAAGCGCGACCUGCAACUUCAGUUGGAGGAGCAGCUCUCUGAAAGUCGUGCUAUCAAAGACAUUGUGUCUGAAGUGAAGGAAGUUGCUGGGAAGAACAGUAUUGCAGAACAUGAAGUCAUUUAUCUGGUUUGGUCAACUGUGAUGUCUCAGGUUGAAUGGAAUAAGAAGGAAGAACUAGUGGCUGAACAGGCGUUGAAACAUUUGAAGCAGUACACUCCACUGUUUGAGGCAUUCACCACGACGGCCCGCUCAGAGCUGGCACUCAUGCUCAAGAUCCAGGAGUUCUGCUAUGGCAACAUGAACUUCAUGAAAGUGUUUCACAAGAUCAUCUUGCUUUUCUACAAGACUGAUGUGCUGUCAGAGGAGGUGAUUAUGAAGUGGUACAAGGAGGGUCAUUCUGUCAAAGGAAAGAUGCUGUUUUUGGACCAGAUGAAGAAGUUCAUUGAAUGGUUGCAGAAUGCUGAAGAAGAAUCUGAAUCGGGUGAGGAUGAUGAUUAAAUUGAACUUAACUUCUCAUUCACCAAGUAAAUACCCAACUUUAACAAAAUUGCCUGUGGUGUCCAUAGAGGAAAGUCAGCAGUACUCUCGAAUAUGUCUUCUGGUAGUGCAUUUUAUUUAUGGAUGGAGUGAACAGAAAGUAACAUUUCAGGACUUGGGACUUCACUAAAGUCUGUUACGAAGAAAGAUUUUUCAGAAAUCUACUACUGCAUUAAAUGUAUGAAAUUUAUUAAAUUUCAGUAGUGGUAUAAAGUGAAACAACAAGUGAGUGGUAUGUUCAUCUCUGACUGUACUGGUGCCUUAUCCAUCAACACUGAUUCGCUGGAUGCUAAUUGAGGUUAUUAGUGGUAUGUACUUGUGAGUAAGAGAAUAUUUUGAUUUCUUGUUGUCAUAGUAACGCUUCUUUAAUAAAGGAUCUGAGUCAUGUUUUUAGUAAAUUUGUGAUUUUAAAAAUGAAUUAAAUAAAAAAUCGUCAGAGAUGAGAAUACCCAGUAUUUAGAAUUAGCCAUCCAUACUUCGCCGUGCAGCAAGUUCUGAGUUUAUUCGAUCUUCUGUUUUUUUAUACAUACACAUAAAUAUAUAUACUUGUGUUUGCUAUGUGGCAUAGUGUUUCUCACAAAUUAUCUCUGGUGUAAGUUAUUAAGAAAGUGAACCAGUGUUUUUCAAAUAAGCUGCCAAAUAGAUAUACUUUUUGUAAAUGAAAUUUAUUUUAUCUACAUGAUUGAAAGUUUUCCCUGUUACCUCACAACUCAAAAUGAAUUAUAGAAACACCAUGUGAGCAUACCACGUGCAUAAUUUACCGAUGAUACUCAAGAGUGAAAUUGGUGGCCCCCUGAAAGAGAUGCGAGUCUUUGGAUCAUGAAAACAUAAAAUCCACAAGCUUUGUACUUUUUAUAGUGACAGGAAAUUUGGGGUAUGGAAUUGGUUUCAGGUUUUGUGUGUAAUCACAUUUGUAUGGGAAAAUAAAAAAGAUUAUUGAAAAGAC